Messenger RNA from Crotalus tigris (Tiger rattlesnake), 4418 nucleotides. It is a transcript of the gene TULP2, whose product is annotated as TUB like protein 2. Gene Ontology annotation, biological process: protein localization to cilium. The coding region runs from base 464 to 2281 and encodes 605 amino acids. The record is from RefSeq and is a predicted model, not a curated record. Gene Ontology annotation, cellular component: cilium. The transcript has 17 exons. NCBI's taxonomy places the organism in Eukaryota, Metazoa, Chordata, Lepidosauria, Squamata, Viperidae.
AGCCACAAAACCUGGAGACUUAAGACAGACAAAGCUGAUUAAGCAAGAGAGAAUGAGAUGCCGGUUUUGGUGGGAGAGGAGGAGGGACCGUCAACUGCCCUCCCACUGAGCCAGCUGCAAUUUGAAGGCAACGUCAGAACUGAGCGAGAGAAAGAAGAAGGGAGAGAAAGAGAAAAAAAAAUGGGAGGGAGGGCAGGAUCUAACUUGGAUGUUUGAGAUUUGAGAACUGGGAUUGCUGGAUACCGUAGAAAGAGGUUGCAGUUGGAGCCUAUUUUAGUGCAGUCAUCUCCGAGACACAAGAUGGCUGAGAGAGAGAGAGAGAGACUGGCCCAAAGUCUCCCAGCCUAAACUCUGUGUUUAACCACGGCACCAGACUGGCUCUCUGCAAUAAACUGGGCUGCAAAACACUCUAUGGUAAAAGAGAGUGAAUUUCCCACACAUUAUCAAAAUUUUGGCAGCUUGAAUGAGCAUAAUGGAAUCCUCAACUACAUCCACUCCUGGAAGUAAUGGCAGUGGUGAGGCAGCAUUGAUCCGGAAGCAGAAACUGGAAUUCCAGCGCCGUAUUAUUGAAAAGAAGCAACGCCGAAAGCGCCAGGAGCCACUUAUGGUUCAGGCCAAUACAGACACCAAGGUGAAGGGGUGCCGGGGGAGGCAAAAAGCCGAGGAACGCAUCCCACUCAUGGAAUCUUGCAGUGAACACAGCCUGGGGAAUAGUACAAACAACCCUUUUCUUGUGGAGUCUGUUCCAGAGGCUCACCUUGGUGUCCAUAUGUGGGGUAGCUCUAUCCAGAUGAGCCGGUCACACAGUGGCCAAGGGGAAAGCCAAGCAACUGGACCAGAUUUUUCUGAUGAGGCAGAGCUGGAGGUGGCCAUUUUGGAAGAAACCCAGCCUAUCAACAAGAAUGAAUCCAUUCCCAAGAAUGGCUGGCAGGUCAAACAAAAAGAAGGACGACCAAAUACUCAACGGCAUGGCCAGACUGCCAGAACAAAGAGAGAAAGUUUCUCCCCAAGAUAUGACAUUCCAUCUCCCAUGGUGGGUAUGGAAGAUGAGGCUCCUGAGCAUGUGUUCCAGGCAACCAGAUCAAAAAAGGAAAGGUUAACCCCAGUACAGAAGGUUCCAUCAGUUGUCAUGGAUAUGGAAGUUUUGAAGAAUGAUCUUCCCAAAGAAGACUCAAAGUCUACAGAGUCCAAAAGAGCCAUUGGAGACAUGUAUAACAUCACUGUGCUCCAAAGCAACUCUGAAAGUGACGGGGAAUACUCCCAGGAGCUGACUGUACCCCCUUCACCUAUGAAAAAGCCCCAUGACUGGAUGCUGAGGCACAGAGGGUCUCUCACUAACGGAAGGAGGAGUCAGAGUGAGGAAGAGGAAGAAGAAGAUGAUGAUGAUGAUGAAGACUUCAAAGAUGACGAUCAAGACAUUCUCAGGAGUGUCAUGUACAUUCAAGAAGAAAUUGACUUAUCUGCGUCCCCAAACGAGGAAACAAGCACUCCCUUGUCUCUCAAAGCGGAUGACAUUGAAGCAUUUGUUUUGCAACCUGCCCCUCAGAGCCACACAAUUCAGUGUCGCAUCACACGAGACCGGAAAGGGAUGGACAAGGGCAUCUUCCCCUUCUACUACUUACACCUUGAGAUGGAAAACGGGAAAAAGCGGUUUCUCAUGUCUGGGAGGAAGAGGAAAAAAAGCAAGACUUCAAAUUACCUUAUUUCCUUAGAUCCGAUUGAUCUGUCACGAGGUGGAGAAAACUUCAUUGGAAAAGUCAGAUCUAACAUGCUUGGGACCAAGUUCACUGUAUUUGACAAUGGAAUCAAUCCAGAAAAGAAACCUUUUGUUCCAGAAACUGCCCACCUACGGCAGGAGUUAGUUGCCAUUUGCUAUGAGACCAAUGUUUUGGGUUUCAGAGGUCCACGGAAAAUGACAGUGAUAAUUCCUGGAAUGAAUUCAGAGAAUGAGAGGAUCUGCAUCCAACCUAAAAAUGAACAUGAAACCUUACUGUUGAGAUACCAGAACCGGAAUAUGCAAAAUCUGAUCAAACUCCAGAACAAGGUGCCUGCUUGGAACGAGGAGACCCAGUCCUACGUACUCAACUUCCAUGGGCGGGUCACACAGGCUUCCGUCAAGAACUUCCAAAUCAUCUCAGAAGACGAUCCUGACUACAUCGUGCUACAGUUUGGCCGGGUGGCCUCUGAUGUCUUCACCAUGGAUUACCGAUUCCCUCUCUGUGCACUUCAGGCUUUUGCCAUUUGUCUGUCCAGUUUUGACGGGAAGCUUGCCUGCGAGUAGAAAAGGCCAGCUCAGCCAGAUUUUUUACGCCCAAAUCCUGUGGCUUUGCUCCAGAUGGCUUCCUGCUGCUUCGUAAAAUCAGACACAGUUCCUUACAUUGCCAUAUUGCCCAUCUUUGUCUUCCCGGUUUUUUUGUUAGGCUGGAUUUCCACGUGAUCUGUUACUAUCAAACUGGCACAUAUUUUCCCAUGGCUCUUCCUCCUCUCCAUUCCAACUAACUUUCCCUGCCAAACUUUCGUCAUCAUUCCUAAAACCUUUGAUUUCUCUUCCCUUUUCAGUUUUGAUUUUUCAUUUGCUUGGACUUUCCAUUCUAGCCAGCCUGUUUCCUCUUACGCCACAUCAUCUUUGAACAUUGAUACUCUUGUUCAGACUUGUCCUGCCCUCUCUUGCCCUCUCUUCCUCCUACAAAACAAAUUCAGGAACACCAAAAAAAAACCAACCAUCUUGCAAGAUGUGGAAGAUAGCUCCAUUAUUGAACAAACACCCAUUGAUAAACAGCCAAUUCUGCCAGCUAAAUUGUUUCAGAUCAAAGGGAAGGGCAGCCAAACGAAUGGGAAGGAGCAGCUUUAUUGAAACAGUGGACUGAAGCUGCCACCCCAAACAUCUUCCCUUCUUUAUCAAAUUGCAAAUAAAACUUACUCAGAGACCAAACUCCCUGUUCACUUCUUUCUGGGAAGGGGUAGAAUUAUUCCCAGGAUCACGUCUGAAAACUGCACAUUAAAUGAAAUGGGAACUAUUCAAAAUUGCCUCUAGGUUUUUAGGACUCACAAUUAGACUGAAAGAAUUAGCUGGAGUUUCAUCAGUACAAAUGUGCCCCAUUGUUUUCAGUGAAACAUGAAGCUGGAUUUUGAAUUGUGCUGCAUUUUCUGGAGCUUGCUUGCUUAUUUAUUUAUCUGAUUUUUAAUCCUGCCUUUAUUACUUGUAAGUAACUCAAGGCAGCAAAUAUAUCUAAAAUCCCUUCUUCUAUUUUCUCCAUAACAACAAUUCUGUGAGGUGGGUUGGGCUGAAAGAGAGUGAUUGGCUCAAAGUCAUCCAGCUGGCUUUCAUGCCUAAGGCAGGACUAGAACUCACCAUCUCCUAGUUUCUAGAUCAGCACCUUAACUCAUAGACCAAAGUGGCUUUCUAACUUCCUCCCAUAUGUGUAACCACAGCACACUAUUGGCCCUCCUGAGAAAACUAAGAAUGAUGGUUGGAUGCAACCAGCAAUUGGUUUAGACAUGUUUCUAGUUGUCAAGAAAAAUGUUGAAGCAGGAUGAGAGAGGCUGAAUGCUUAAAAGAGACCCAUUGCGUUAAUGGCUACCUUGUCCUAUUGAUGUCAAUAAUCUUUUAAGCAGGGGUCUUUGAACUUGGCCGUUUUAUGAUUUGUGGACUUCAACUCCCAGAAUUCCUCAGCCAGGCACGCUGGCUGUGGAAUUUUGGGAGUUGAAGUCCACAAAUCAUAAAAGGGCCAAGUUUGAAGAGCCCUGCUUUUAAUGCAUGAUAGGCCUGGCUGAUGCAUGACAUUAAACCUUAAGAAGGCUGAUUUGAUUUUUGACUUAGUGUGGUUGUCUGAAAUCAGCCACUGGGAGCUACAAUUUAUGAUAGCUGGAUAUGUGAACCAGAGCAGUUGUGAUUUCUGAAACUAUAGUGUGAAUCCAACCAUUGUUUGAAAAAAUUACUUUAGAGCUUAAUGUUCUAUAGAUUGCUCCCCACAAACUUGAUUCACACAACACACAAAGCCAUUUUGUGCUUUGUUUAGCUUUGACUUAACAGGUGGUAUGAAACCAGACAUUCAGGAGUUACUGUUUUGUUUUAUGUCUCAGCAAAUAUAGCCAAUUGUGUUUUUGUAUAGAAAUUAUUGUUAAAUUAUAGCUGAACUCGAUUUGUGAAUUAGGUCACUGAAUCUGGAUUACAUUCAAUAACUGAAGAACUGUAUAUAUUUAUUUCUUGCUUUUUGCUGAUUUUGAGCCUAGUGAGCUUUACUGAUUUAACUUUGUUGCUUUGACAAUAGGAACUGUUACUGAAUAAACUUGCUUAUGACCCUAGAAAUACAUGUACACUUCCAGACAGAAACAUUUUUUCCUCAGGCUUGUUGCAUUUAUGAAAAAAACAACAUAGUGACACAGUGGGUUUAUAUUAAAGACUCCUGCCAGAAAAA